Messenger RNA from Colletotrichum lupini, 1725 nucleotides. RefSeq names its product major facilitator superfamily transporter. The transcript is spliced from 4 exons. Lineage: Eukaryota; Fungi; Ascomycota; Sordariomycetes; Glomerellales; Glomerellaceae. The record is from RefSeq and is a predicted model, not a curated record. Gene Ontology annotation, molecular function: transmembrane transporter activity. Gene Ontology annotation, cellular component: membrane. Bases 1 to 1725 code for a protein of 574 amino acids. Gene Ontology annotation, biological process: transmembrane transport.
AUGGGUAACAUCAAGGAGGACAUCGAGUCCACCAAGGCCGAGGGCCUAGUAGAGAAUCAUCAUUACAGAGAUGCCAUCUUGCCGCCAUGGAGAUUCUGGCUGCUCAGUAUUGGACUCUGUCUUGGACUGUUCCUUUCCAUGUUGGAUGCUUCAAUCGUGGCAACAAGUCUGUACACCAUUGGCACAGAGUUUGACUCGGUCGACUUGAUCAACUGGGUUGCACUCGCAUACACGCUCACAUACCUAAGUUGUGCCGUCUUGGUGGCUCGAGCAUCCGACAUUGUUGGCCGCCGCAAUGCCUUUUUGGCAAGCUUCAUCAUCUUCUUCGCCUUUUCCCUGGGCUGCGGGUUUGCCCAGAACUUGGAGCAGCUGGUUGCAUGCCGUGCCCUGCAAGGCUUGGGUGGUUCUGGUGAGAAGAGAAUGCUAGUUAUCGUCAAGUCAUUUGCUAAGUUUCCGCCAGGCCUUUAUUCCAUCACCAUGAUUAUCUUUCCUGAGGUUGCCCCCAAGCACUUGCUUCAGUACAUGUCCAGCCUCGUCGGCAUGGUCAUUGCGAGCGCCGGUGUGCUUGGCCCAGUUCUGGGAGGUAUCCUUACCCAUUACGCCUCUUGGCGGUGGAUCUUUUGGAUCAAUGGUCCCGUUGGCUUCGUCUCAAUGCUCAUCUUCUACCUGACAUGGCCCGACGCUAAACACCUCCCGACGCUGCAACGUAGACGCUGGAAGGAGCUGGAUAUCGUGGGCUCCUUUCUUCUCGUUGCAGCAUCAGUUCUCGUUGUCUUCUCCUUUCAAAAUGUCGGCUCGGACGGCAAUAAGUGGCGUCAAGCCGUCUUCAUCGCCCCCGUUACCGUCGGUGGCGUAUGCUUCAUUUUAUUGUUGGGAUGGGAGGCUCUCGUCGCCAAGUUCUGGAGCAGCCGCAUCAUGGCCGCUAUUCCGAUGCGACUUCUGCGCAACCGUGUCUACGUCGCCACAAUCCUCAACACGAUGUUUCUCGGGUUUCCGUACCUCCUGGUCAUCUACGCCUUCCCUGUCCACUUGCAGAUCGUCAACGGAAAGAGUUCGUUGCUUGCGGGUAUCCUACUUCUCCCCAUGCUAGGCUCUGUCGCGCUAGGAACCACUCUCGGCGGAAUCAUCAACAAGAAAAAGAACCGACUUUUUGAGACAAUGACGACGGCAAGCUGCUUCGUGUGUAUCGGCUGCGGCUUAAUGACGACACUGUCGUCGUCUGUGGAACUGGAACCCAAAGCACUUGGUUUCCUUACAUUUAUCGGCUUUGGCUUUGGUUUGUCAGCCACUUCCUCAACCGUCCUAGGAGCCACGGAGUCCGAGAUUCCAGAUCAUGCCCCCGCACAAGGAAUCAUCGCACAGGUGCGAAUUCUCGGUGGCAGUCUGGGAAUCGCCGCGUCAACGGCCAUCUUGGGCAACUUCAUGCGAGACGAGUUGACUGGCGUGCUCACCCCGGGACAGCUGUCGUCGCUCCACGGGGCAGGGGCGAACUUGACGGAGGCGCAAGCCGCAGCCGUGCGUCAAGUCUAUACCGACUCCUUCUGCAAAGACAUGCAAGUGGGAGCUAUUCUAUCUGGCAUAGCGAUCCUACUCAGUUUUGGCGUCUAUCGUCGAAAUCGUGUCACCAUCGAGGAGCAGCGACAAAUGCACAUCAGAACCGAGGUGGAGAGGAGACGGAGGGCAUCGGCAGCCACGACGUUGGUUUCUUCAACAACAACGGACUGA